Molecule: messenger RNA, 3796 nt
Organism: Mesoplodon densirostris (Blainville's beaked whale)
Lineage: Eukaryota; Metazoa; Chordata; Mammalia; Artiodactyla; Ziphiidae
Gene: PLIN1
Product: perilipin 1
Exons: 11
Coding region: 1065-2618 (517 amino acids)
Biological process (GO): lipid metabolic process
Cellular component (GO): lipid droplet
Source: RefSeq, a predicted model, not a curated record
UCUUGUCCUUGGGCUGGGUGCCAUGGACGCCUUCAUCCGCUUCACCAACCAGACCCAGGGCCGGGACCGACUCUUCAGGGGACACAGGUUUGAGCCCUGGUCCGGGAAGAUCCCACAUGCAGUGGAGCAACUAAGCCUGUGCGCCACAACUCUGAGCCUGCGCUCUAGAGCCCCCGAGCCACAACUACUGAGCCUGCGCGCCACAACUACUGAGCCUGUGCACCACAACUGCUGAAGCCCGCCCACCUAGAGCCUGACCUCCGCAACAAGAGAAGCCACCGCAGUGAGAAGCACGCGCACUGCAACAAAGAGGAGCCCCCGCUCACCACAACUAGAGAAAGCCCAUGCACAGCAGCAAAGACCCAAUGCAGCCAAAAAUAAAAACCAAAAAAAACCCCAAAUAGAUCCUUUGUAUCAGUCUCCCCACUCCCUGCCUCUUUCUCCUAUUGCCCACAGUAUACAACUUAGCAGAGGGUCAACACUAGAUACGAUUCUACAAAAAUAAGGAAAAAAAGUUUUGUCCUAUUACCCAUUUUAAUUAAAAAGCCCUUAUUAAACAAUCUGAAAACGAUGGCUGAAAACCACAGCCUCCAUCAUCUUUGAAGCCAGGAAUUAGCAUCUGGGCUCCUGCCUGAUUCAUCGCUAAGGAAAGGAUGAGAGGUGAUAGGUGGUUGUCUGGAUGCUGUUGAUCAGUAACAGAACCUUGGUCAACAUUGUCACUUUUCCAAACUUGACAAAAUCCAGUUGGCUUUCCCACUGGAUAUUCUGGUGGCAUCUUAGACCAGGUAGAGUUCAAUAAACUUUCUUGAAAUCCAGGAUUUUGCAGAGAUUGAAAUUGCUCCCUCAAAGCCUAGAUUGUCAAGGAGUAAACCACAGCUCUGGUUCUCUUCUUCACUGAGAGCAAUUCAUCUUCAUAAUCAAAGACUAAUGCAUUCAGCUGGGAGGUGUUAGUAACUUUGCUGAAGACUCCCCAGAGCAACUGGAAUUGUUUCCACCGGAGGAGACGCUCUGCAGCCCGGGCUCCGUGGGACCGAGGUGGCAUCAGCUGGACUUGAAGAGCUCCGAUGGCAGUUAACAAGGGUCCAACCUUGCUGGAUGAAGACCGCCCUGAGCAGGAGAAUGUGCUGCAGCGGGUCCUGCAGCUGCCGGUGGUGAGCAGCACCUGUGAGUGCUUCCAGAAGACCUACACCAGCACCAAGGAAGCCCACCCCCUGGUGACCUCUGUAUGCAGUGCCUACGAGAGGGGCGUGCAGAGCGCCACCAGUUUGGCAGCCUGGAGCGUGGAGCCGGUGGUCCGAAGGCUGUCCACCCAGUUCAUAGCUGCCAACGAGCUGGCCUGCCGAGGCCUGGACCACCUGGAGGAAAAGAUCCCGGCCCUCCAGUAUCCUCCUGAAAAGAUUGCUUCUGAGCUGAAGGACACCAUCUCUACCCGCCUUCGCAGUGCCAGGAACAGCAUCAGUGUGCCCAUCGCCAGCACUUCAGACAAAGUCCUAGGGACCGCUCUGGCUGGCUGUGAGCUCGCCUGGGGGAUGGUCAAAGACACUGCCGAAUUUGCUGCCAACACCCGAGCUGGCCAGCUAGCCUCUGGAGGGGCUGACUUGGCCUUGGGUGGUGUUGAGAAGGUGGUAGAGUUCCUCCUCCCUCCAGCCAAGGAAGAGUCAGCCCCUGCUCCAGGACACCAGCAUGCCCAGAAACCUCCCCAGGCCAAGCCGGACCUCGUGAGCAGGGUUGGGGCCCUGGCCAACACUCUCUCUCAACACACCUUCCAGACCACAGCCCGGGCGCUGAAACAGGGCCAGGCCCUGGCCAUGUGGAUCCCAGGAGUGGCGCCCCUGAGCAGCCUGGCCCAGUGGGGCGCAUCAGCGGCCAGACAAGUGGUGUCCCGGCGGUCGAGCGAGGUGUGGGUGCCCUGGCUGCACAACCUCAGUGCCACCCGGGAGGAGGACCACAAUGACCAGAUGGACACAGAGGGGGAGGAGACAGAGGUGGAGCAGGAGGAAUCAGAGACGGAGGAGAACAAGCUCAGUGAGGGAGCAGCCCUGCCUGGCCCACAAGGCCUCCUGGGUGGUGUGGCGCACACUCUGCAGAAGGCCCUCCAGAGCACCAUCUUGAUCAUGAUGUGGGCGCCCGCGGCUGUGCUGGGCAUGGCAGAGAGGUUGCUGCAUCUCAUGCCAGCCGGUGCUGUCUCCUCCACCCAGGGCAGGGCCAUGUCCCUGUCUGAUGCCCUGAAGGGCGUUACUGACAACUUCGUGGACACGGUGGUGCACUAUGUGCCGCUCCCCAGGCUGUCGCUGAUGGAGCCCGAGAGCGAAUUCCGGGAGAUCGACAACCCGCCUGCCGAGGCCGAGAGCCCGGAGGCGGAGCGCAGGGGGUCCGGGGCGCCGCCCGCCAGCUCGGAGCCCGCGUCACGCCCUGCGCAGUCCCGCGGCAGCCUGCGCAGCGCUCGGGGCCCGGGCGCGGAGGACCGGGUGGACACGGCCGCCGCGCCGCGCACCGCCUUGCCGGCCAUGCCCCGCGAGAAGCCCGCGCGCAGGGUCAGCGACAGCUUCUUCCGGCCCAGCGUCAUGGAGCCCAUCCUGGGCCGCACGCAGUACAGCCAGCUGCGCAAGAAAAGCUGAGCCCGUUGCCCCCAUCGCCUUCCCGGCCCGGCCCAGGGCUGGGGCCGUUGUCUCCUGCAAACAAACAGAACCUACAUGUCCAAAUGAGCGUUGACUUCUUCCAAGUAGUCCCCUUGGGUCCCGAGCCUCGUUCCAAGGAUGCUGCCAAGGCACACAUCAUCUUCUGAGCAUCCUUUUUAGGCUUAGCUGUCAGAGCCCAUUUUUGAGAAGCAGACUAGCAGUCUGCUUUAAUUCUAUGCCUUGUUAUUUUUACCAACAGAUUAAUUGCCUAACUUGAUCUCUCACUUCUUUCACCAAAUUUGUGGCCAAGUGACAUUUAACUGUUUCCAGUAUUUAUAUCCAUCCUCUGUAGACAAAUAUUUGUCACCAGUGAAUGUGUCACUACCCUAAAGGUUCAAGCAGUAGAUCCUGGCACAUUUUUAAGUCCUGAAUGCAGAGAUUCCUCUGAGUAUACAGGCUCUCGGAAGACUACUUUGAGGGGAACAGCAAUCAGGUGCAAAAGCUCUUGAGUGUUUAUAUACAUAUGAGCAUCACUUUCUGAGUACCCCACACUCUUCACAGGCUGAGUCCUGGCCUGUGCUCUGUAGCGCCACCUUCCUGUUCACAGCUACAUUUCCAUUUGCACCCUUACUGCUUUCCACCUGCAUGUUCACCCUUCCGUCCACCUCUCAAAUGCUGGCGCCCCCAGUGCUGGGAGACAGUGGUGAUCACUUGUUAUACAGUAUAGACCAUAUAUUUGGACUCUAUAGCCACAGUUCAUUCCAAGCCCUAUUUUUGAAAAUGUUAAUAUUUCGUACAUUUGGAAAUGCAUACAUAUAAGUUAAAAAUUCAAACACUGCCAAAGGAUGUGUGCCUUCCUCCCUGAGUUCCCUGGUUUCUCUUCCCCAAAGUAAUCAUGGUGCCAGUCUCUUCUGUAUCUUUCCGAUUACGGACUGUGCAUGCGCAGCCACAUGUGUAUAUACUCCCCACUGUUUACACAAGCUGUGGGAGGUUAUACUCAGUGCUUUUUUCACUCAGCAAGACAUCUUAGAAAUCUUUUUUGUAUGAGUAUCAUAAAUCCUCCUUGCUGAUUUUAACAGCCACACAGUAAGUGCUUCAUAAUAUAGAUGUGCUAUGUUUUAAACUAGUGCCUUAAUCAUGGACUUUUAGGUUGUUUCCAAUUGUUUGCUCCUUCGAAC